Messenger RNA from Chrysoperla carnea, 1003 nucleotides. RefSeq lists its product as uncharacterized. The record is from RefSeq and is a predicted model, not a curated record. The transcript has 5 exons. Lineage: Eukaryota; Metazoa; Arthropoda; Insecta; Neuroptera; Chrysopidae. Bases 473 to 877 code for a protein of 134 amino acids.
GGAAGUUGGCGAAAAAAAUAUUUAAGCAGUAGUUGAGUUCGCAGCUAGUGAUCCAAAUGUUAAAAAAGAUAUUGAUUUGAUUCCUAGCAAAUGGAUCACGGAAGAAAGUGAUGGAUUUUCAUGCCGAUAUCCACCACCUAACGAUUAUUGCAAGCUGGAAAAAUAUGCACGUGAAUUACGUGAUGCAAAAAAAAGUUGGUCAACAUACACCAUCAAAAUUCUGAGUUACGCAGAUGAAUCACGGAAUAUAAAUAACAAUAUAUUGGGGCCAAUUCAUGAAAGUGAUGAAGUAUUUGAUUUCUAAUCUUUGAAGGUCUACUUGGACAAAAAGCUACGUGAUUUAGAUGAUUCAAUAAAACGUAAUCUAUUUAGCUUGCAAUAUGAUUUGAAAAAAAAUUUUGAUGAAUUAAAAAAUACGUUGUUGGCUAAUAAUCUACCUGGAACUCCUCAACUUAGCCUAUCUGAUGCGAAAAUGAAAUUAGAUGUGAAAUUACCCUUUACAGAUCUGGAAAAUUUUAAGAAAUUUGAUGACGACGUAAAAGAGUCAAAUUCAAAAAAAGAAGCAUUGAUGGUACUUCGUGUUUUAAUUUAUGGACAGACUACUGCUAGAGGAUGUAUAUGCAAAAUGGCAUCUGCUUUAUUGACUAAAAGUGUUGAAUCACACUACUCAGGGACAGGAAAAAUAGUCAAAGGAGUUGGAAAACUCUACUUCAGUAGUACGGAAACUUAUAAAUGCAUGGCAGAUGUAGUUACCGAAAAACUUGGUGAUUCUGAGGAAUGCAAAAAUUUUGCCGGAAAAGUUGGGAAAUGUCUGGUUGUAAUGACCGAGAGCAUGGACGAAAAGAAAGAUCUCUCUCGGCCACGGACGUAUAUAUAGAUGGACAAGUAAUAUAAGUAGGCGUUUUAUACAAAAAUGCAAACUGUAUGUAAGUCGCCACGAUGUACCUUUCAAGGUCAAAUUUAGAUAUGUUUGGAUUUUAUUAGGUGGUAACAUAAGAAUUUU